UUGUCAAGGCAUCGCACCUACUACGGGUUCAAAAUGGCCUGGUGCAUUGUCUGUGCAGAUCCUUCAACUUGGAUCACAAACAUCUCUCAACAUGAAUGUUCUAGUUUGGGUGUUUCACGUAGGGGGCUUUCUGUCUGUGGGACUAUUUAUGAUUCGGUCAAACUGGAGUGGUUCCCAUUUCUCUUUCAAGGCAAGUCACAGAUGUGGGUCAGUAUUGAAACCUUUCCUGUUUCCAGGGGACGAGGACCUCCUCUGUGUGUUCUCACUAGCGCUCCAAUUCCCAGGGUCUUCAUCGAACUCAAACAAGAUCACAGCAGAAUGAUCCUUAUUUCUCCAGCUUGUCCAAGACAGACUUGGUAUUCAGACCGCCACAAACUGUCCUCUGAGGAACCCUUACUGCUGCCAGUGACCAAAGACCUCCUAAUGCAGAACCAUGCAUCCAUGCUGCACCUGAAUCCUCUAGUACUGCACCUCACAGCAUGUUUCAUCAGUGGUUGAGUGCAGAGGAAGUGCAUUGGUCAGUGGCUGUCCAGAAUGUUCUUCUGAAUAGCAGAAAACCUUCCCCCAGAGCUGCCUACCUAAGUGGAAACAUUUCUCCAUUUGGGGAGCCUCCCAUAAUAUGUGUCCAACUCAGGCCAGCAUUCAGACAAUCCUAGACUGUUUUUUGCAAAUUAGAGUUCAGGCUAGCAUUCAGCUCUGUUAGAGUACAUCUGGUGGCCAUUUCAGUUUUCCAUCGUCUGAUAAAUGGCAAGACUGUCUUAACUCACCCCAUCACUACCAGGUUCUUGAAUGGUCUGAAGAGAUUAUUCCCACCGGUCUGAAAAUCAGUAUCUUCCUGUGAUUUGAAUUUGGUGUUGUCUGCACUUAUGAAACCUCUCCAAGUCUUUUUUGCACCGGUCAGCAAAGGUAUUAUUUUUAGUGGCCAUCACUUCUGUCAGGAGGAAAAGCCAGUUCGGGCCUCUUCCCAGCUCUUUGUGCCAUACACAGAACAUAUGAGGCGCCAUCCAGUCACAACUCAGAGACUUUCCAAAUGGAUCACUAGCUGCAUCGCAGUGGCUUAUGCUGCUAAAGGAGUAAUGCUUCCUGAUAGACUCACAGUGCACUCAACCAGAGCACAUGGAACCUCAGCAGCUUUUCUGGCACAUGUCCCAGUCGUGGACAUCAGUACAGCAACAACGUGGUCCUCAGAUCAUGCUUUCACCAGACAUUAUGCGCUCUCUGCUGCUUCAAGAUUGCUAUCAAAGAGCAACUCCAUGAGACUCAGGGAAUGUGUGAAUAUGCAGUCUAUGUUCAAGCCUUGAUACUUCGUUUAGAAGGGAAGAUUCAAGAGUCCCUAGAACUUUUUCAGACAUGUUCCAUUCUAAAUCCUCAGAGUGCUGACAACCUCAAACAGGUGGCACGGUCAUUGUUUCUGUUGGGGAAACACAAAGCAGCUAUUGAAGUAUACAAUGAAGCAGCUAAACUCAACCAGAAGGAUUGGGAGAUCUGCCACAACCUGGGCGUGUGCUACAUGUACCUGAAGCAUUUCAACAAGGCAAAAGACCAGCUGAACGAUGCCUUGCAGCUCAACAGGCAUGAUCUGACAUACAUGAUGCUGGGAAAAAUUCACCUGCUGCAAGGGGAGACCAACAAAGCCAUCGAAGUCUAUAAGAAAGCAGUGGAGUUUUCUCCAGAAAACACAGAGCUGCUUACGACCCUGGGUUUACUCUAUUUGCAGCUUGGGGUUUAUCAGAAGGCAUUUGAACAUCUUGGAAAUGCACUUACAUAUGAUCCCACCAAUUAUAAGGCUAUCUUGGCAGCUGGCAGUAUGAUGCAGACUCACGGUGAUUUUGAUGUAGCCCUCACCAAGUACAGGGUAAUAGCCUACACCAUGCCUGAAAGCCCCCCAUUAUGGAACAACAUUGGAAUGUGCUUCUUCGGCAAGAAGAAAUACGUGGCAGCUAUCAGUUGCCUUAAGCGAGCCAACUACUUAGCUCCUUUUGACUGGAAGAUUCUGUACAAUUCGGGGCUAGUCCACCUGACAAUGCACCAGUAUGCAUCUGCUUUCCAUUUUCUCAGCGCCGCUGUCAACUUCCAGCCCCGGAUGGGAGAGCUCUACAUGCUCCUGGCAGUGGCUCUGACAAACCUCGAAGAUGUUGAGAAUGCUAAACGAUCCUAUGAGCAAGCUGUAGCGCUGGACCAGUGCAAUCCCCUGGUCAAUCUGAACUACGCUGUGCUGCUCUACAACCAGGGGGAUAAGAAGGGAGCACUAUGCCAAUACCAUGAGAUGGAGAAGAAGGUCAAUGCCCUGAAGGAGAACAGCACUCUCGACUUUGAUCCUGAGAUGGUGGAUGUGGCCCAGAAGGUGGGAGCUGCCCUGCAGGCGGGGGAGAGUCUGGUCUGGACUAAACCCGUCAAAGAUUCCAAAUCAAAGCAGGGAGCUGCUGCAUCUAGCAAACCCUCUAGCACUCAGCAACCUCUGGGCUCUAACCAAGCCCUGGGUCAGGCCAUGUCUUCAGCAGCUGGGUAUGGGAAGACUAUGCAGCUUUCUACAGGUGCUGGAGCAUCAGCUCCCCUUGCAAAGGCCCCGUCGUUGCCUCUGGAACCUGAACCGGGCUCAGAAACAGGCCCCGAAGAGACCACACCCCCUACAGAGCCCCAAGAACGGAGAAAAGAGAAGCGCAAAAGCAGGCUGACCACAGAAUAGAACAGCAGCACUGGACGGACUGGGCAGGCGUGGGGCCUGCUGGGCUGUUGGGAGCAAAAUCUUCACUGCCACCCCUUAACUCAAGCAGCGGGGAAGGGCAGCUGCCCCCAGCAUGGCCUGCAGUGACUUCACCAUACUGUGAGCUUAGGCAAAACGCAGCUGGAUGCCAAUACAGUGACAUUAGCACCUGGCCUCAUCCUUGUCCCAGUGAUUCUUUGCUCCAUGGCACCCAGAAGAGGUUCUGAUGAGCUGCCCAUUAGUGCUGCUGUGGGACUGCAUGAGGUAAUUGAGGUGCAAUCCCCUCCUUCCUUGAGGGCAGGGCUGCUGUAGCAUUGCACACAGUGCUUAGGUGCUGAAUCACUGAGAUGGGCUGAGUCAGCAGGAUGGUUUAGCAAGGGCCAACCACAGUGACGGCACAGCUUUUAAAGCAGUAGCUUGGACCAGUUCUCCAGUUAGAGCCCAGAGAGGAUCAUGCCCCUUUAGCAAGUGAGCCUUUUAGCUGGCUCAGAGGAAGCUCUACCAGCCCCCUGUAGUAAGGUCAGUGGAAGGACUGGAGGAGGGGAGAAGCUAGAAAAAUUAACAGGACAAGUGAGUGGAAGCCAGAUCAGUCCAAGAAGUGAAACGACCCUGAACGCAGGCCUGAAGGAGGGGCACCAGUUCAGGCUAUGCUCAUUGACGAUAAUGUGAGAGGCUACUCUGCAUUGCUCAGAGGGAGAUGUGUGCAACCUGCAUGCCUGUUUACCAAAGCCCAGCCUCUCAUCAGGGUUGUCCAAAAACCUGGGGAAAGCAUUUCCAGCCCCCUUUUCUCAGGCAGCUAGCUCACACUGGGAGAGGAGCUCCCUCCCUCAGAGCUGUUCGCAGUGCUGUCAGUCCUGCAAGGUAGAGGUGACAGGGACUGGGCGGGAGCAAACUUCUUUGUAAUAGACUCACCCUUCAGCCAGUAGCAAAUGAAAGGAGAUUGGAGUUUCAUCCAUAGUGUAAGUUUCUUGCUGGCAGAGCAGAGCAGAGCAGACUUACGGCAGGCAGGGGGCACUUUGAUACCCUACUAACACGCUGCCUCAGUUUGGUGGGAGUUUUAAAGUGUGUGGAGUAAUUUGCCUUCAACGUCCAGCUCUCCUGUUUGUUCUGGUGGUGACAGGCUGGAACCAAUUCCAUUCCCACAGUGAUGGAGAGGAGGGGACCAUAUUAAGGGCUUCUCAAAUACAGCCCUUUGUGGUAAUCAAUCACUAGCGCUCAAGAAAAUAACGUAAUUAGCCUGAGCCAGGGCUGUUGUUGGGACACCUGACUGAGGAAGAUGAUUUGGCAAAGGCAACACAGCAAGAUCCUCAAUGUGCUCCCUUCCCCAUAACUUGCUGCUAGUUAUACCAAUUUGGUCAUUUAAAGUUUCCUGUUGCUAAAAUAGCUCUCACCUUUUGAACAACGUAGCUAUUGUCAACUUUACCCCAGCCCGACAGAGGAAACUUUUUCCCAGCAGCUGCUGCUAGGCUAAGCACCUCACACCUGAAUGGAGCCAUCUGAGGCUGUUUUCCUUCUGAGUUAAGAGACUAGUUAAACUAAAGGUUAGGCCAGUUUCUCUGCCCUUCAUCCACUAACAGUUUGUACCUCCUAGCUGCCCUGCCCUCAGUUCCACAGAACACUCCAGCCAAAAAAAGCUGCUUUUUCAACAUAAAACAGAACCACUGACAUCUACAUAAAAUGUCAGGAUGUUGUAGCCCUUGUCUGCCUUGCCCCACAGUGAUUGCAAUCACUCUAAUCACGGCUCAAGCCCCUAACACACCUUAGGCCACUGAAUUAAUAACUUGUGCAAGGAACCCUUUGUUAGUGUGAUAGGAACCUACAGUGUGUUUCACAGGUUUUCUGUACCUACAGCUUCCACUGCUGUCAGUGUAUCAGGUGCUCAGACCUCUGAAAGGUCUAGCCUGGGCAUUAUUUACAAGUCCUAUUCUAGCUGUAUUACGGGAUAACAACCUUCAAGUUGCAUCAGUGUUAUUUUGCAUAAUCAACAGUACCUAAUCAGAGUGUACAAGUGAAGGCAAUUAACAUUACCGGAUCCUUAGUUUAGUCACCAAAUGCCUGGUGCAACAUGGGCCAGGUUCUGGGAAUAACAGCAGCCCCCUGUUAUCUAUUCCAAUUAGCUACUAUUGUGCAAAAUGACACUAAUGCAAUUUUAAGAUUAUUAAAGCGCAAUCUGGAACCAAAGUUAAUGUAUUUUGGGGGUUUAGCUGACAAAUGGUUGAUGAGAUCUUGUUCUAUUAAACACACUAAAUGAACAGCA
Chelonoidis abingdonii (Abingdon island giant tortoise) is the source of this 4961-nucleotide messenger RNA. It is a transcript of the gene BBS4, whose product is annotated as Bardet-Biedl syndrome 4. Gene Ontology annotation, biological process: cilium assembly; protein localization to cilium. NCBI's taxonomy places the organism in Eukaryota, Metazoa, Chordata, Testudines, Testudinidae. Gene Ontology annotation, cellular component: ciliary basal body. The record is from RefSeq and is a predicted model, not a curated record. Gene Ontology annotation, molecular function: protein binding.